AUGACCGUCGAAGUGCUCGAUUUUAAAGGAAAAAAUGUGUCUAGGAUGGAUAUUGUGAUGAAUGAAUUUCUUUAUCUGAUACGAGAAGAUCCAAAGAUUUCCCUAUAUGAAACAAGGAUUUUGGAGGCGUUUUUCGAGAUUGAAUCUGAGCAAUCUCGUUGCCAAACUCUAACCCGUGUUGUAAAUUUUAUGAAGAAUUGUUUACCGAAACUGAGGGAGAAAAUCGGAAAUGAAUCAUCGAAACAAGCGGUCGAGAAUUUCAAGCCGAUCAAGGAAUUCGAUGGUUCUGUCCUUGUGGUGAGACACGAGAAUUGGGAGGCGCUUGUUUCAUGGAUGCCUUUAGAAAUCAUCCAAAAUUCAACUCUCACCAAUGUUUGGUACACUCCAAUGUUGGCCUUUUACUUGUCAGAUACGCAACUGAGUGAGAAGGAUUUGAAAGUGAUCAUGGAAAGUUGUCGUCGUAGACGUGAUCAAAAGCAAAUCUCACAACGUUCAAGCUCAAGAAUGGUGACUCAUAAUGAUGAGAGAGCUCCGUCACCCCCAGCUAGAAGCUCUUCUCGACUCACGAGAAGCAACUUCAGUUGUCCAAUUUGUUUUGAUGAUUAUGAUCAAUCAUCGCAUAAACCGAUGAUCAUCUCCGAGUGUGGGCACACUCUUUGCCAAACUUGUGUCAAUAGAUUAGUUGAAUGUGCAGAAUGUCGUGCUCCAAUUCAGCGUGUUAUCGUCAACUUUGCUUUCAAAAAUGCGAUCGAAGAACGAGAUGUUCAAGUGAAUCAAUUAAAAAAUCUCAUUUUUGCUCAGGAAAAUGAGAAAAAGACGACUGAAGAGACCAUAAAAUUGCUUCAAAACGAAUUGGAGACAAAGAUGGCACUUUUGGUUGCUGAAACUCUUGAUAAGAAAGUUUCUCAUGAAAGCAUUCAAGAGAGACAAAAAGCUCAAUUUGAGAUUGAGAAUUUGAAGAAACAAUUGGCUCAGAUAAAAGAAAAAGCAAAACUAGAGACCGAAAAAAAAACGAAAAAUCAAGCGUCUGUAGAGAAACACAUGGUUUUGGUAAGCGGACUACCGGAAAAGAAACCGACGGCUACAAAGAUUUUCAAAGAUUUGAUAGCUGCGUUCACUGACGAGCCGUUGAAAAUAGAAUUCGUGAAGCCGGCUUCUCUCGGUCAAGCACUUGUCACAUUUAAUCAACUUGAUUUUGCUUUAAAAUUUAUCACACUUUACAACCAGAAAAGUUACGGGGAUACUGAUUUUUUGAUGAAAAUCGAACUUUUCAAGGAAACAUCUUCAAGGAAUUUAUCGGUUCCAACAAAAGAUGAGCACAGUGAUUCGGAGAUUUCAAGAAGUUCUUCGCCUUCUCAGCCAAAUCGGAAUCUUGAAAUUGACAAGACGAAGAUUUUCAUAAAAAAUCUUCCCUCACAAGCCACAAAUCAGAAUGUGAUCAAAUGGAUCUUCAAAGACAAUCCGAAUUUGGUAUUGGGAAGUUUAUCUCUGAAAUUGGAUCCUUUUGGAAUGCAGACUUGUAUCGCAAAGUUCCGGAAUGAAAAAGAAGUGGACAAGAUAAUCUCGGAGUUCAAUAAUAAGGUUUAUCCGGGUACGGAAACAAUUCUGCAUGUCCAACAUUUCAAAACAAAUCAGCCGAAAGGAAGAUCGAAAUCGAGAGAUCCCCAACCGCGGAAAGCUGUUGGUGGACGAUUCAGUGGUAGACCGUCUUUGUCUCCAACUCGCUCAGCACAAUCAUCAAACUUUUCGAAUCUGGCUCAAAGACCUCAAGAUCAGUUCAAUCCAUUCAAUUUUCCAAUGCCUCCAAUGAUCCCUCAAUUCCCUGGCUUUCAAAUCCUUCCACCUCCUUAUCAACCUCAAAUUUUUCCAAAUAUUUAUCAAAAUAAUCAGAUCACUUCUCCAACGAUUUUUAUCUCAAAUCUCCCAUUGAGUACAUCUCGCGCGGAUCUGAUCGAGUAUUUUCACAACAAGACUCUUGAAGGAGAGUCGAUUCAAGUGGCUGAAGUGGAUGGAAUCAAAUUUCUCCCAUCGCUUCAACCAAAUCCCAUCCACAAAACCUGCUUGAUCACUUUCAAAACGCCAAGAGCAGCUCAAUUGGCUCAACGUUAUUUCUUUGGAAAGCCUUUUCAACAUCCUGGUUGUUUUUUGAACAUCGAGUUACGUGGCCUUCAACCGCAAACGAGUCCUUUUAUGCAGGAAAAUCGAGUUUUAAUCAAAAAUCUGCCUGCAUCGGUGACCGAAAAUGAUCUUGUCGAGAUGUUUCAUCAAAUUUGCAAAAUCGCUCAUGAUCAAGAUUUAAGGCCAAAGAUUAAUUUGAAGCGACUUCCAAAUGGGACAAGCGAAGCGAUAAUUUCGUUUCAAACUUUGGAAGGAGCGCAGAGGAUUUCUCUCCUCUACAAAGCACACGAUUUCCAGGGAAAAACCAUUCACGCAUCGUUGAUU
Messenger RNA from Mesorhabditis belari, 2442 nucleotides. The record is from the annotation of a GenBank genome assembly. Lineage: Eukaryota; Metazoa; Nematoda; Chromadorea; Rhabditida; Rhabditidae.